AUGUCGCAGAGGGCCGCGAUAGCGAACGAGGUGGCGCCCACCUGGGAGGAUUUUUCAGCGGAGUGCCACGGGGAACUCCCGGAGCCAGCACCAGCCGAUCCGUUCACCCUGACGGACGAAGAUCUCAUCGACUUCACCAGGACGAGGCGGCGCGAGGUGGUUGAUCUGGCUUGGCCGUGCUCUGUCCCCGUCCCGUCCUGGCGCGUCUUGUGGCACGUGUCCUGUGUGCCUGACGGACAGCCCGAUUGCAACGAGCUGGAGAGCCAGACGCCCCUCUGCGCCAGCGCUGGCUGGCGGGUCGGAGCGCUGCCGGGCGUGCUCGCCGCCCUUCGUCCGCCCUGGGGCUCGACGCCGCCCCGCCUGGAGCCACGCGGGGGCUCUGCGGGCCCGGGGAGACGGCUGGAAGAGCAGGAGGAGAAGAAUGACGAGGGCUGCGUCCUUCCCCUCGUAGACGUCCACGACAGAGCGACCUUCACGGCGGCGCCCACCCUCCGCGGCACCGUCGAGCGCCGGAGCGCCCGGUACGCGUCGUCGACCGGCGGUGGUCCUCGGCAGGAGGCCGCGAGGAGCGAGGGCGCAGCGGCCGCCGAGCGGGCCAAGGAGUCGCAGCGCCUCUGGGACCUGGCGGUGCCGGAGCGCAACUGGGACAUCCGGCACCCCUUCCUCCCCGCGCUGCUGCUGGGCAUUCUGGGCAUGCAGCCUGGGCCAUCAGCAGCUCCGCGACCACGACCGAGGAGAGCGAGGCGAGGGAUGCCGAACGUGCCAAGGCCGAGCUCGCAGAGCGCAGAGCACGACGGGUCGCGUAGGGGCGCGGCCGCCGCGGAGGCACUGCCGCGCAGAGGUGCCGCUGCCGCGGAGGCGCCCCCAGCGCGGAGGCGCGGCUGCCGCGGAGGCGCCGCUGCUGCGGAGGCGCGGCUGCCGCGGAGGCGCGGCUGCGCCGCUGCCGCGGAGGCGCCGCAGCCGCGGCGGCGCCGCAGCUGA
Prorocentrum cordatum is the source of this 981-nucleotide messenger RNA. The record is from the annotation of a GenBank genome assembly. Lineage: Eukaryota; Dinophyceae; Prorocentrales; Prorocentraceae.